This is a messenger RNA of Telopea speciosissima, 322 nucleotides long. RefSeq lists its product as uncharacterized. The record is from RefSeq and is a predicted model, not a curated record. Lineage: Eukaryota; Viridiplantae; Streptophyta; Magnoliopsida; Proteales; Proteaceae. The coding region runs from base 11 to 262 and encodes 83 amino acids. The transcript has 2 exons.
AGAAUUAGAAAUGAUGAUCGAAAGCAGUAGCUUGGGAGAGAUACUUCUGAAGAUUGGGAUGUUCGCACUUGUUCAAGCGCUGGUCUACUUCAUCCUCUCCAAAUCAUCCUCCAUGUUCUCCAAUAACGUCCCUCCUCGCUCCCUUAGUUUCAGACCUGCUCGCUCUCUCAGUGUACGCCGAUUCUUGGCUGCUCUCUCCGACUUACCUGCCGGCCCUGAACCAUCACCUUCGUCAAGAAGAAAAUUCUGCUGCGGCGAAUGAGUAUUUUAAACAAUCCUAGUUUCAAUUUGGGAUUUGAGCACUGUAAUUAGCUAUUUUGCU